UGGUGAAAUAUUGACUAGGCGGCAACCUAUAAAUUAUUUUGUAUAGAAUAUAGUUAUCACUAAAACCUCUUGGUAUAAUAUACAUUGCUCCAACUGAUUGCUGACCUUCAGUUGUUGCUGAACUACAGCACACGCAUACAGGCUAUAAAGGGUUGUACGCAUUGGUAUGUAAAUUGAAAGUUACAGAUCGAAUGUAGAUUCGGGUGUUAUUUAAGUCUUAUAUACACAACUUGUUUAAUGGCGUCCAGGCUACUCGGUUAGUCAUGCAGUUUGCACCCUGAGGUAAUAUCUUUUGCUUGUUUUCCUUCCCACGCUUCUAACUCUCGCGAGCCAUGGAGUGCGUGUAGGUGAGGGAUCAGCUCAGGGUGCCGCCGCCGCCGCCCCUCCCUCCUCUCCGCCAGCCCCGCCAGCCCCCAGCCCGCCGCUCACUCCCUAUGGAACACACAUGCACCUUCAGCCUGUAGGUGUGCAGCUGCGCCUCCCACAAAAGCGAGGAAGGGGGCGCUGUUGCGAAGAGAGAAGGUGCGUGCGUUUGUGCGAGCUGCAGCCCAGAGAAAGAGAGAGACUGCUGAGGAAAUCCAGCUUCAGGGAAGAGAGACAGAGAACUGCUGUUAUCAGCCUCCCCUCCUCCUAUCUGUCUUUCACACCCCACCCCCCCCUCUCUCUGGCUCUUUAAGCCUCUCCCACUGAGUAGUCAGUGCAAGGGAUUUUCUGAACCGGGAUACAUUGUAUUUCCUGCUUUCUGCUAGUAAUCUGGGGCAUGGGAGGCUGCUGCUGGGGGCAUGUACAGUACGCAGUAACAUCACUUGCCUCUUGUGCAUCGGAUCUGCUGUCUGAGACCUUGCUGUGGGAUCUGUGUGGUGGAGCAGCUGGCUGCCUGGCACUGUUCAACCAUCAAAGACAAGAGGGGCUGAAAAAAUGACAGAAGACAGCUCAGAGGUCCCCAGAGAGUUGCUAGAAAGCAUCCGGGAUGUAAUUGGAAGAAAGAUUAAGAUUGCGGUGAGGAAGAAAGUGAAACUUGAGCUCAAGGGAGAUAGAGUUGAAAAUAAAGUUCUGGUUCUUGCAUCAUGUCGCGCUUUUAUCCUGACAGCACGGGUUCCUACAAAGCUUGAACUAACCUUCAGUUAUUUGGAAAUUCAAGGGAUGAUUUGCAGUAAACCUGGCCAUCUGAUGGUUGAAACUGAGAAAUGCAACUUGUCGAUGAAGAUGUCUUCCUCAGAAGAUGUUAAUGAAGUAGUAGCCCAUAUAGGCACAUGUCUACGAAAGAUAUUUCCAGGAUUGUCGCCAGUAAAAAUUAUAAAGAAGGUAACCAUGGAACCACCAGACAGACUAGCAAAUCUGCAGGCUCUGUGGGACAGCCAGACUGUGACAGAAGUAGGCCCGUGUGGAGGGUUUUCCCAGAUGUAUGCUUGUGUCUGUGACUGGCUAGGGUUGCCGUACAGAGAAGAAGUGCAGUGGGAUGUGGACACAAUAUAUUUAACACAAGAUACCAGGGAGUUAAACUUGCAAGACUUCAGCCAUCUCGAUCACAGAGAUUUAAUACCAAUCGUUGCUGCCCUGGAAUACAAUCAAUGGUUUACAAAACUAUCAACAAAGGAUCUGAAACUGUCUGCUGAUGUCUGUGAACAGAUUCUGCGGGUGGUUAGCAAGUCCAGCCGGUUGGAAGAAUUGGUUCUAGAAAACGCGGGGCUUAGAAUAGAUUUUGCACAGAAGCUGUCCAGUGCCCUUGCACACAAUCCAAACUCAGGACUUCAUACUAUUAAUCUUGCAAGCAACCCCCUUGAGGAUAGAGGUGUGCAUUGCUUAAGUAUUCCUUUUGCCAAACUUCCUAAGGGACUGAAACAUUUAAACUUAUCUAGAACCUCAUUAUCACCUAAAGGGGUGAAUAGCCUCUCCCAGUCACUAAGUGCUAACCAGACGAUUGCAAGCAGCCUCACCCACCUUGACCUCUCAGGGAAUGUUCUGCGUGGGGAUGACCUUUCUUACCUGUACAAUUUUUUAGCUCAGCCAAAUGCCAUUGUAUACCUGGAUUUAUCAAACACCGAAUGUGCCAUCGACAUGGUAUGUGCAGCUCUUCUUCGUGGUGGCCUGCAGCAUCUUGCUAUGCUUAAUCUAUCAAGAACAGUUUUUUCUCACAGAAAAGGAAAGGAAAUCUCACCAUCAAUCAAGCAAUUUUUCAGCAGCUCACUUGCUCUGACACACAUAAACCUUUCAGGCACCAAGCUAUCCUCGGAACCCCUAAAGGCUCUGUUACUUGGGCUGGCAUGCAACCCUAAUCUGAAGGAGGUGUCUCUAGAUCUCAGCAACUGCGAGCUUGGUCACUGUUUAAGAUCAGCAGGAGCUCAGGUUUUAGAAGGCUGCAUAGCAGAAAUUCAUAACAUUUCAAGUCUUGAUAUUUCUGACAAUGGUUUAGAAUCUGACCUCUCAACUCUUGUUGUCUGGCUCAGUAAAAAUCGAUCAAUAAGGCAUCUGGCUUUAGGAAAGAAUUUCAACAACAUGAAAUCUAAAAACUUGAUCCCUGUCCUUGACAAUUUGGUACAUAUGAUACAAGAUGAAGAAUCGCCUUUGCAGUCACUCUCUUUGGCUGACUCUAAAUUGAAGACAGAUGUCACAAUUAUCAUAAAUGCCCUUGGCAGCAAUACGUCCCUGACCAAAGUAGAUAUUAGUGGAAAUGGCAUGGGGGAUAUGGGAGCCAAAAUGUUGGCCAAAGCUUUGCAGAUAAAUACCAAGCUAAGAACGGUAAUCUGGGACAAGAAUAAUAUCACUGCACAGGGAUUCCAGGAUAUUUCAGUAGCUUUAGAAAAGAACUAUACCCUGAGGUUUAUGCCCAUACCUAUGAAUGAUGCUUCCCAGGCUCUGAAGACUAAUCCAGAAAAGACAGAAGAAGCCCUACAAAAGAUAGAAAACUAUUUGCUGCGAAAUCAUGAAACAAGGAAGUACCUACAGGAACAAGCAUAUCGACUGCAACAAAGUAUUGUUACUAGCACCACACAACAGAUGAUUGACAGAAUAUGUGUCAAAGUUCAAGAUCACCUGAACUCCUUGAGAAAUUGCGGGGUCGAUUUUGUGAUUGAAGACGUGAAGUCCGCAGAAAGAAUAAUGCGAGAUGCAAAGAAUUCAAAAACUCUUUUGCCAAACCUUUACCAUCUUGGUGGUGCAGCAUGGGCUGGAGCCAACAGUUUACCCAUUCCAAUUCAAGAAACACUGGAAUCUAUGGCUGGAGAGGUCACCAGAGUCGUAGAUGAACAGCUGAAGGACCUUCUGGAAUCAAUGGUUGAUGCAGCCGAGAAUCUGUGUCCAAAUGUUAUGAAAAAGUCCAAUAUCCGUGAAGACCUCAUUCAAGCAAGCACUGAGAAAAUAUCCAUUCCUCGAAAUUUUGUAAAAAAUGUUUUGCUUGAGCAAUCUGGAAUAGACAUCCUAAACAAAAUAAGUGAAGUGAAACUGACCGUAGCAUCAUUCCUUUCUGACCGGAUUGUUGAUGAAAUCCUAGAUGCGCUUUCAACUAGCCAUCAUAAAUUGGCUGAUCAUCUGACCAAGCGUGGCAAGCCUCUUCUACAUCAAGAUUCCAUGGAAAUUGAACCUGCUGAAGAAAGGCCAACCAAGCGAUCCACUAUUACAAUAGAGGAUUUUAGUGAGAUGGACCGUCUAGAGGAUUUAGAUACAUGUAUGACUCUCUGCUGUAGAAGUAUGACGCCCAAGUCAAAGAGAAAGAGCAUUCACAGCAGAAUGCUGCGCCCAGUAUCUCGAGCUUUUGAGAUGGAAUUUGAUUUGGACAGAGCUCUGGUGGAUGUCCCAAUACAUAUCGAGGACCCUCCCUACCCAUCCAGCAGGCCAGACAAACGGACAUCUGGUGGGAUGGCAGAGUUACCCUCUGAAGAAGGCAAAAAAUUAGAACAUUUCACAAAACUGCGUCCUAAAAGGAUGAAGAAGCAGCAACCAAGCAAAUCCACACAGCUUGGUGCUGAAGCUCCUACAGAUGGUGAGCAGAAUGGGCUCAUGGCCAGGGUAGAUGAAGGUGUAGAUGAGUUCUUCAGCAAGAAAGUCACUAAAAUGGAGUCUAAGAAACACUCUUUUAAAAGUUUAGAAUCUCAAGAUGGUGGUGAGUGGGAAGAAAAAAAGAGAAGAGAAUCUAGAAAGAGUGGCUUUCUUAACUUAAUCAAACCUAGAUCUAAGUCAGAACGAUCACAGACUGUGAUUAUUACAGAGGAGCCCUCUUCACCCAAGGCCCCACUUAAAAGUCCUGCUCCUGAUACAGCAAAAAAAGAGAAAGUGGCAGAGAGCAACGGGACAGUGAGCUCCAGUGCCAGUGCCGGCAGCAGCACCGAGAGAUCAGAAGAGGUGAAAACGCCUGACUCUCUGGAGGAGAACCUCGACGAUCUUACAAAGUCCGAACGAACUGACAGCAAGAGCAGUCCACAAUCAGGAAGGCGGUAUGGAGUCCAAGUGAUGGGGAGUGGGCUGCUAGCUGAGAUGAAAGCUAAGCAGGAAAAAAGAGCGGCUACUAAGAAAUUAGGAAACGAUGUUGGCAGCAAAGAUGUGUCAGAUGGUCUGAUUAUAACAGAAAAACUAGAAGGGAGCGGAGCAGUUCCCAAAUUCCAUCAGCCUUCCACGGAGAGCCGCUUUCCUUUAGGUAGAGGAGAAUGUGCUGCCUUAACAGCAGACAAAAACUUGAAAAGUGAAGUGAAGCCAGAUGGCAGUGUAAGGUCCAAGAGUUCUUCCAGUACUCCAACCAGCCCAAAGCCACCACUUCAGUCCACAAAACCCGCCCUGACGGCACGUCCUUCUGUACCUCAGAAGCCCAGGAGCAGCUCUCGCACUGAUGAUGUACCAGAAUCCCCAUCUGGGCUGUGCUCCCCAAAAUCAGCCCUUAUCCCUCCAAUGCUGAAGAGAGUUCCGUCAGACAAGGAGAGAGAUGGGCAGAUGAGCACUUCUGCUGCUGCGAAACCGUUGCUAGAGGAAGCAGCGCGCCCACCUUCCUCAUCAGAAGUAUCGCCAAAAAAGGGUCAGAGCCAAACUCCAACAGAGGGUCCAGAGCAGAAACCCAAGGCCUUAAGCAAAGAAGGUCAGCAGCGAAGCAAAUCCUGCGAUUCGGGAGAGGAAGUUGAUAAAGAGUUUGUUUUUAUAUAAUCAUUCCAAUAUAUAGAAAGAGAUAAUAUCAGUUUAGAUAUAUGUUUAUUUUAAAGUUCAGCGUUUCUUAGCGUCAUUUAUGUGCGUUCUCAAAAACUUGUUUCUCAUUGUUAAACCAGAAUUUUUAUUUUGUUCCUGUACUUGAAUAUGUUCAAAGUGAUUGUUCUAUAUCAGACCUGUCAAACGUCCAGCCAUUUAACUCUUUAAACUACAAGCCCCUGCAUUCUCAUUUACCCAACAGCUGCCUGGGAAUUCUUGGUGUUUUAGUUCAGAACUGAUGGAGGGCUAAAGGUCUGGCAUUUCUCUGUUUCACUCAACAAAACCAUGUCCCACCUAACCCUGAAAGUUGCACAGCGGUCCUUCAAUAGCUCCAGCAGUGCAGAGUCUCUUUCAGUAGGCAAAGAUGUCAAACCCCAGAACUUUAUAUAAAUAUAUAUGUAAUGAGUCCAUGAAGUUGUAGCAGCAGUGCAUUGUAACGUUCCCUACCGGGUAACUAGGAUGCAGUUAAUAUAUAGAGAGUGCUAAAAGUUAAACAAGGCAAGAAAAGGACCAACCAUCUAUGUUGGGAAACACAUGUUUUGUUACUUCCUGAUUCCCUCAAGCAGAUUUCUCUGCCAAAGUCUGAAUAAUGCUACUUUGGAUAAAUAAAGUCCCAAUGCCGAUCCCAAUUGAAUCAAAGAGUAGACUGUACAGAUGCAGCACUCUUACAUGAGGGGCUAUUAAAGACUUCUAGGGUUGACUGCAGCAUGGACAAAAUUGUUGUACCCAUAGAGUGCUCUUUAUUAGUGUAUGUGGCACCUGAUUAGAACUGCUGCACUGUUGAUAUGUAUUGGAUACAAAUUAAAUGUUUUCACUAAAUUAUUUGGACAAAGGAGACCUAAGCUCUGGCAACAUAGAUAUUAUUAUAUAUUAUAUAUUAGUUGAUAAUAUUCCCUGAGGGGGGAAUGAGGAGAACUUAGAUCUUGGUUUUAAAUCAGACCCACAAGUGAGGAGCUGGAGUCUUCUUAAGCAAUGAGAACUUUGUGUGUUAUGCAGAUUAAGGUGACUGGCUGCCUCUUUAAUACUUUGAAAUAGUAGCAUUGUGCCGAGCUGCCCUGUGUGCAGUGUGCCCUUUACUGAAUGCCUUUCAUAUGGAUCUUAUUUUCAAGGUGGGUCUAGAGAUCUUAAGUAUACCUAUUAUUUUACCUAAAAUGACUCUAAACAGCCCCCAAAAUGAAAAACCUCUCUCCUUACAUUGAAUUGAUUCUAAGAUAGAAGCGUAUCUAGGGUAAAGUGUCCUUCUCCUUUAAAUGGGAAGGUGAUCUCCUGUACAUGCUUUCUUCCUCCUGAUCCAAUGGAAAUCAAUCAGGCAUGCGCAGUAGGCAGCUCUUUUACUUCCUAUUCACACUGGAAGGAAGGCUUAGUAUACUAAAGGGGGUGGAGCUUCACAGUGACAGGUUUCAGGAGCAUCUUUAGCUUCUAUCUUAGAAAGGACAUCAGACUCAAUGUAGGGAGAAAGGUGUGUCAUUUUAGGGGCUGGUUAGAGUUGUUUAAGGGAUCUUAAUAUAAAAAGGUUGCUAAUCCUUUAAUACAUUGUAAAAUCACCUACAGGCAUUAUUGUGACUGCAACUGAGGUAGCAAAUAAUAUGUCCAUGUCGACUUACAUGUGACCGAUACUACACUCAUCCAAAAGUAUCAGUAUAUGAUUUUUUAUGUAUGCAAUUGCACAUUGUAAUUAUAUUAACAGAGCACACUAAUGGAAAUUUGAUUUGUAUAAAUGGUAAAUAUAUAUAUAAAAUCCUUUUCUCUAUAUAUAUUAGAUGCUCGGAUAUAAUUUCACAUCCUCUGGUAGGAAGUCUCCUUUCUUUAGUUGUACAUAUGGAUAAUCCAGUUCCUGCACUUAUCUCCAAGCACAAAGGUGACAGAAUAUUAAUCAGGACCUCUCUUUGAAUUUGAGUAAAUCAUUACUGACAGAAGCGAUGUUAUUAUUAGUUGUGUAUAUUAUGUGGCUCUGUCCGGUGUUACGUCAUUUUUAUUUCGCUUUUAUGACAUCACUUUGAAAGAUAAAGUUGUUAACUUAUGUAAAUAAAGAAAGAAAAAAAUGGUUUUGAAAACACAAUAAGAAAACACAAUAGAUAUUCAUUUAUAUUACGGGCUACGAGGGUUUUAUUCAUAUGUAUAUUUGUAUCAAUAAAACAGUUUUACAUCUUUA
Messenger RNA from Xenopus tropicalis (tropical clawed frog), 7318 nucleotides. RefSeq names its product capping protein regulator and myosin 1 linker 1 (gene carmil1). The record is from RefSeq and is a predicted model, not a curated record. The coding region runs from base 919 to 5127 and encodes 1402 amino acids. NCBI's taxonomy places the organism in Eukaryota, Metazoa, Chordata, Amphibia, Anura, Pipidae. Gene Ontology annotation, cellular component: cytoplasm; plasma membrane. The transcript is spliced from 39 exons.